CACGCACUUCCGAGACGGCAAUGCCGAGGUCCCUGGCAGGUAUUAGCCAGAUGCGCCCGCCAGAGCUUCCUUCAAAACAUAUCUACCUACCACCAGUCCAAGCCGCACAUAGGUCGCAUAAUUAACCCGCACCCACUCACUCCGUUGCUAUUUGAUUCCUCUAGUCGCCCUUGGCUUCUUCUUCUUCUUCUUCUUCUCUUCUCCUUUUCUUCUCGUGCUUGUAACAAGUCGUCGCCCAUGUUCAGUGCAGUAGCCCGCGCGCGAGCUCCGGCCUCACUUUCACGUACCUCCCUCUUCGUUCCCAAGACUCAAACUCUCAGAAUGGCUCCAAUUCCCCAAAGACGCCAGCAGUCGUCCAUGCCAGCUGGCUACAAGGAGGACCACAGCAAAGGUCCCAUGCUGCGGUUCGAGGAAUCUCUCCCCCGUUUGCCCGUUCCCACUUUGGAGGAAACCGCCAAGCGAUACCUCAAAUCCGUUCACCCGCUCCUCUCCAAGACCGAGUACGAUGAAACCACAAAAGCAGUCAACGACUUCGUUGCCCCAGGUGGUGCCGGCGAGACUCUUCAAAAACGGUUGGUAGCUCGACGGGAGCAGCCAGACAUGAAGAAUUGGAUCGCCGAAUGGUGGGAUGAUGCUGCGUACAUGGCUUACCGAGACCCUGUUGUGCCCUACGUCAGCUACUUCUACUCACACCGCGAUGACCGCAAGCGUCGUAACCCGGCGAAGCGCGCUGCUGCCAUGUCUACCGCCGUGCUCGAGUUCAAGAAGAUGGUGGACAACGGCACGCUGGAGCCAGAGUACAUGAAGAGCUUGCCCAUUGCCAUGAGCUCGUACGAGUACAUGUUCAACUGCUCGCGCGUGCCCAGAGCCGGCACCGACACAACAAUCAAGUAUGGUUUCAAGGAGAACCCUCACAUUGUUGUGAUCCGCAAAAAUCAGUUCUGGAAGGUGCCUCACGAGAUCAACGGCAAGCAGCUCACCACCGCCGAGCUCCAGCUGCAGUUCCAGCGCAUCUACGACAGUGCCGAAAAGUCUCCUGCCGUCGGAAUCCUCACUUCGCAGAACCGUGAUGCGUGGACUGAUGUCUACCCUCGUCUAAAGGCUGUGUCCGACGUCAAUGCCGCCUCCGUUGAAGCCAUUGAAGCCGCCUCUUUCGUCGUGUGUCUAGACGACGCAUCGCCCGUGACGCUCGAGGAGCGCGCACGCCAAUACUGGCACGGCGAUGGCCAGAACCGCUGGUUCGAUAAGCCUCUCCAGUUCAUCAUCAACGACAAUGGCACUUCAGGCUUCAUGGGCGAGCACUCGAUGAUGGACGGUACACCUACCCACCGCCUCAACGACUACGCAAACCAGCAAAUCUUCACCAACGCCCUUCCCUUCGACGACACCACUACCCGCUCUGACCUACCCAAUCCCACCCCUCUGCGCUUCACCAUCACCCCCGAGCUCCAAAAAGACAUCGACGCCGCCCAAGCGCACUUCUCACGGCAAAUUGGCGCACACGAGCUCCGCGUGCAAGCUUACCAGGGCUACGGCAAGGGCCUCAUCAAGAAGUUCAAGUGCAGCCCAGACGCCUACGUACAAAUGAUCAUUCAGCUCGCGUACCACAAGUUCUACGGCAAGAACCGUCCUACCUACGAAUCCGCCGCCACCCGCCGCUUCCAGCUUGGCCGCACCGAAACCUGCCGUACUGUAUCAGACGAGAGCGUCGCCUUCUGCAGCGCCAUGGCCGAAGCAGACAGCUCACCCGAACACCUCCAGACUCUUCUCCGCGCUGCUAUCAAUGGGCACGUCAAAUACAUUACCGACGCCAGCGAUGGUCGCGGAGUGGAUCGUCACCUCUUUGGACUCAAGAAGUGUCUGAAGGAGGGCGAGGACGUUCCUGCCAUCUACAAGGACCCUGCUUUCUCGUACAGCAGCAAAUGGUUCAUCUCGAGCUCGCAGCUCAGCUCCGAGUACUUCAACGGCUACGGAUGGAGUCAAGUUGUGGACGAUGGAUGGGGUAUCGCGUACAUGAUCAAUGAGAACAGCCUCCAGUUCAACAUUGUUUCCAAGGGAUUGGGCGCUGAGAAGAUGAGCUUUUACCUCAAUGAAGCGGCGGGCGAUAUGCGCGACAUCAUGCUCCCUACCCUCGACGCCCCCAAGGCGAAGCUAUAG
Molecule: messenger RNA, 2157 nt
Organism: Periconia digitata
Lineage: Eukaryota; Fungi; Ascomycota; Dothideomycetes; Pleosporales; Periconiaceae
Source: the annotation of a GenBank genome assembly